This is a messenger RNA of Spodoptera frugiperda (fall armyworm), 6627 nucleotides long. RefSeq lists its product as uncharacterized. Lineage: Eukaryota; Metazoa; Arthropoda; Insecta; Lepidoptera; Noctuidae. The transcript is spliced from 12 exons. Gene Ontology annotation, biological process: protein polyubiquitination; ubiquitin-dependent protein catabolic process; positive regulation of proteasomal ubiquitin-dependent protein catabolic process. The record is from RefSeq and is a predicted model, not a curated record. The coding region runs from base 590 to 2545 and encodes 651 amino acids. Gene Ontology annotation, cellular component: cytoplasm; ubiquitin ligase complex. Gene Ontology annotation, molecular function: ubiquitin protein ligase activity; zinc ion binding; ubiquitin conjugating enzyme binding.
GAUAAUGUUCCAGUUUUCUGUAGGUUCGCGAAGCGGUGGUUCGCUUGUUUGUGUAUCGCAAAAUUUUGAGGCAUUCCAAUCGAAAAAUACGAAAAACAUUCGAUAUUUUCGCUAUUUCACUUGUGAAUUAAAGUAGUUCUUUAAACAUACUUAUAAUAAUUAGUUAAACUGUAAUGUUUUGUCUUUGUAUACUUGAGAUCGUUUGACGUAGCUAGUUGACAUAUCAUUUCGCAAGUAGUCUCACGGAGGUGGUUUAUUUGUGUACAAUCUGUUUCUGUGUAAGGUAUCGGAUUUUAGUGAUUUGUGUAAAGUGUGGCUUGUGUAAUAAUCAAAGGAUCGAGAUUUCUUAGUGUAAUUGAUAAAUAGUGCGUGAUGUGAACGUGGUGGGUAAAGUUUAAUCUACUCGACGCAGUACGUGUUUAGUGUGGUAUUGGUGUUUGUUUGCGGUUCCUGCGUCGUGAGAGCCAUGCUGGCUCGUUCGUGUCGCUGCGACGUUGAUGCACGACCGGGGGAGUGGGCAUCGCCUCACAAUAGUUUUACUUCAUAAUGGCGAGUGCAGUUACGCGGCAGUUCAGUAGCGCCGCUCAAGAUGUUGCGACCGGAGUCUCCCCUCGCUGAUCACCGCAGCCUCCUCCCCCGCCGCCUGCUGCCCGCCAAGGCACAGAUCGCACCAGCGGACAAACGCAAGAACAGGAGGUCGCUCGAACUCAACCCCCCUUCCAACGACCAUGCUCCAUACGAUUACUCGAAACUACUCAUAUCGAAAACGACCGACUCCCUGAACACAGAAUGCCCUCGCAAACUGAUAAACAAACAAGAUUCCACUGAUAGCCUCAAACGUGCACUGCUAUCCAAAGAUGAUAAGAAGUCUGCUAGCAAGGAGUCGGAUAAGAAAGGUCAGAUCUCAAAACAAGACUCGAGUGAGAGUUUGAAAAAGGCUUUACUUUGUCGUCAGGACUCUAAUGAGAGUGUUAAACGGAAAGAAGCUGAAGCAAAGCGUGCUCAGAAAGAUGAAACGAAGAGGGUUAAUGAGAUUAAGAGGGGGAGUGAUAAGAAAGGGUUGUUGGAGACGGAUAUAGAUGAGCCUUUGAAGAGGAUUUAUGAGAGGCGGACGGGUUGUGCUCGUCCGACGUUGCCUCCUGUCGCUGAGAAGUCAGCGCCGACUCCAAACUCUCCAAAUGGAAGUCCGAACACGCCGAGUGUGGCAGCUGUGGCCGAAGGACUGGCCCGAUGGGGCAGUGGCUUGCUGUCUCCUCGAGAGGAGCCCAGGCUGAAGGCAGCUAGGAGUUGGUACGGCUACGGCACACUACCGACAGAUAGUGAGAAGAUGGGAGCAGGUGCGAAUGGGCCCGGUGGGCGACGAGCCCUAGAACUGAUUCUGAGUGGAGGGCUCAAGUCCUUGGCAAGACCAGCGAAGCCAGUCCGCAGGGCUGCAUCCAGGGACUCCGUGCUGUCACAACCACAGCCCUUACUUGAAGGUCUUCGGAAAUGCUCGACAGUACUCGCAUUGACCGAUCGCGAGAAGUCAUCAGAGCCGAUGAGGGCUCACAAUAGACUACGCGCGCCCUCCGUCUGCUCCCGUUGUUCCUCGCUGCUGUCACUCGCUGGUGCCGGAGGCUCCAGGUAUUCCCUGGACGGUGCCGGUAGUGGCUUCGUGCCAGCGGCUCCCAUCAACUGCAAGCUCUGCCUAGAAGACGCGACCGUUGAUAAGGUCACCCUCAUCUCCGGCUGCGGAUGUUCCUUCUGCACUAAGUGUAUGAAAGCGUACGUUGAGUUCGAAGUGUGCAAUGGAGCGUACGAGGUGUCGUGUCCCGAUGCGAGGUGCAGAGUGGGUGCAGCGCUCAAUUUGGAGGAGAUCUCCGAUCUGGUGGAACCGGUAGUCAUGGAGAAGCAUCUCAAGUUUAGGUUGAACCAUGAGGUGGCGAUGGACGCGGGACGAGCGUUUUGCCCACGUGUGGGCUGUGACACAGUAGUGCAAGUUCGUGCUGCAAGCCCAGCCCAUUGCCCGACCUGCCGGCACGACUUCUGUUCACAGUGCAAUCAGGAGUGGCACGGAGGUCUAUCCUGCGAAGCUGCAGCGGCGUCGUCGUCCAUGGGCGGUGCUGGUGCGCCCCUGCUGCCUGACUCCGAGCUGAUCAAGCUGUGUCCCAUGUGCCGGGUGCCCAUUGAGAAGGAUGAGGGUUGCGCGCAGAUGAUGUGCAAGCGGUGCAAACACGUCUUCUGUUGGUACUGCUUGGCUUCACUUGAUGACGACUUUCUGUUGCGGCACUACGAUAAGGGACCGUGCAAGAACAAAUUGGGACACUCACGCGCAUCUGUACUAUGGCACCGUGCACAGGUGGUAGGAAUAUUCGCAGGGUUCGGACUGCUGCUGUUGGUGGCCAGCCCGCUCCUCUUGUUGGCGGCGCCCUGCAUCGUCUGUUGCAAGUGCAGGCUCUGCAAUCCCAGCACGAAGAAUCUCGAGGAGGUGGACGAGAUAGACAGCAUAAGUCCCACCCGGGACGACGACCGGGAUCAACAGCCGGACCGGUACCUAUCCGACUGACGCCGGCGCCGCGACCGUAGGUACUAAACUAUCACAACCCAACAUACUGGCGAAAUGUACUUCAAGAAUCCAGUACUUACACUGUACCUAGGUCCUAGGUACGCCAAAGUGAAAAUGAACACUAAAUACAGACUACAAAAGGACUAUUUUUCUCCACGUGUUAAAAGUAAUAGUUUUUAAAACCAGAUUCAAAUGUUUUUGACGUAUCUUUUCCGUAUUUAUUAAUGUUUAUUAUUAUUAUAAUAAUAGUGUAGUUGAAGUGCAAGUUUUAGCUUCAAUUCUCAUUGAAAAUGUUAUAUUUAUCUGUAAUAUGUGUCUAUAUGUGACAGAUUGUCGUAUAACGGAACUCUUGAGUAUAUAAGUGAACUUAAAAAUGACGGAUGACAGUUGGAGAUAUGUGAUAUAAAGUGAACUUCGCCUCUGCUAGAUAAAGGGAUAUUUUAGAUCUAAAUGUAAGACAGAACGCUCGCCUCUUUGUGGCUAAUGUAAAUUAAUUAACUGUACUAUACCUAUUUAAUAUCUCGUAAAUAGAAUAUUACUUUUUGUUUCAUAGGGGAAAACUGUAUAAAUUCUUUGAUAAAAAACUGCACUUAAAAAUGCUUAUGCUCAUUUUAUUGCGCUAAGGAUUAAAAAAAAUAGGGACAUUGACCCUCGACCACCUGUUUUUGACGUAAAAAUGACAUCUGACAUUUCAAGUGUCAUGGCGACUCUGAAGUUUCCCCCCAAAAAUAAUGUUCUGCUCACAACAAUACCUACAUGUGUUUUUUAUAAAUCAGUAGAAUUCAUAGUGAAUAAAAAUAUGUAUAAUAUUAAACUGGAAUGUAAAUAUUAUUGUAUUCAGCCAUUAUUAUUAUUUUAUGUAUAAGUAUGUCAAAUAUUGUGACUAAAUGACUCUGUCAUACUGUCGUUUCUUAGCCAAUGCGCUUAAUUGACUGUUAAAAAUAACAAAAAGGUAUGUGUACUAUAAAUUAAAGCUAUAAUUCUAUUUACGUAAAUAUUCUGUUCUUGACAAUACAUCUGUCAUUCCUGCCUGAGACAGUACGAUUGUGUAAUUCAAUAUUUUGUCACUAGAUGGCAGGAUUAACAAAAAAGGAGUUUUUGGACGAAAUUGUAAAAUUAUGACACGUAUAUGAUUCUUGAAUUGCAAAUAAUGACUAAAAAUUAUGUGAGAUAUGACUAUAAUCGUGACUUUGACCUUUUUACAUCAACUUCGUUUGACUAAAAUUUUGGAAAUGAUUAUAAAUGUUUGUUUGGUAAUAUGAUUGAGUACAAAAUAAUUUGUUUCUGUUUGUUUUUUAUUGUGUUUUCGUUUUUGUUGAUGACUGAGACUUAAAUAAGCGAUAGACUGAUGUAUGAUCAUGAAUAUUUGGGAAUUUAUUUAAUUAUUUCAUUUUUAAUAUUGAGAAAAUAGAAAUUUUCUUUAAAAAUUGUGUUAGAAGAACAAUUGAUUUUGAUUUUGAAGCUAUGGCGUGUUUUACGUACUUAAUUUUGUUUAAGUUUACCCAAGCGGCCAUGAAAAUUAAGCUUAAAAAUAAAAUUAACAUAAACUAAAAUAUCACUUUAAAAAUUCUAUCAAUAUACCUGGUACAGUCAAGCACUCAAAUGAGUAGUAAACUAAUAAAAUAAUUAUUGAAUUAAAAGUUACACUUUUGUGGUGGACUGUACCUGAUCAGAAGACCUAGUACGAAUUGGUUUUACAUUUAACGAGAUCGAAAUGAGAGCGCGGUCGGCGCUCUGAUGGCCCGCUGAGAAUAAACCAACCAAUUACAGCGCAGUACGCGCUCUCGUUUCUGUUCAACGUAAAGCAAACUCAUACUAAGAGUACAGAUUUGUGACUAGACUUGACACGACAAAAUGAAGUGACAUAUUAAAGUCUUUAAUGUUCUUAUAAAAUACUAUAAUGCGUAUGUACAAUCAGCGAAGUUAUUAGAUAUGCAAGUAAGGAAAUAAAAAGUAAUUUAGUGCAGAGACAGUAACAAUUGUUGUACUAAAUUGUAUGUGUUUUAACGAAGCUAAAUCAAUUGAUCGGUUUAUUGCCCACCAAUGGUUAAUCUGUAUAUUAAAGCAAUUUUAAUUUUCUUACCUGCAUACCAAAUAAUUUAGCUGACUGUACAUUUGACCUACGUUUAUGUAUAUCAGGACAAAACUAGAUUUAAUUCCCGCCUCAAUUUUCUUAAGAUAACUUCUUAAUAUAUAAAAUUAAAUGCACACAUCUUAAAAAUAACUUCAAAUAUUUUCCGAUUGAAAUGUACAGUUUAUCCGUAGACAUUUAAAAUAAAAUAUCUAGCCACAUUUGAGUUCUCGUACAAACAUUUCUAAAUAAAAUAUUUAUUACGUAUAUCUUUAUUUAUAUGCAUAGUUAAUAUGUGAUUUAUAAAUACAAUAUUGUUAGCAUAGGUUUAUGGUACGAUACAAACAAUUAAAUGAAAAUGAAGGAAAGCUGAAAGUAAGUGUAACUGCAAUGCAGUGUGACAAUGCAUGAAAAACAGUUUAAUAUUGAUGUCAUCCCUCAUGAUGACUUACCGAGGUCUUUUACACAAUGAUGGACAUUCAUACAUACUUGAGGUUUCGAAUCUUUUGAUCGCUACCGUAGGCUAUAGACGACAAACAGAAACUGCCAAAACUGGGCGAAUAUGCCUCUGUAUGGUAAUAGCCAAGAGAUUUUUUUUAUUCAUUUUGUUUGUAGUCUAUAGCCGACCGUUAUGCUCAAAAGAUUAAAAACAGAAUAUUCUUAAUUAUUGUCAGUUGCGUAACUAUAUUGUUCGAGGCCCAUGGCAAAUUUAUUGAGUGGGUGCCUUUUGCCUAUUAAAAUCGGGAAGUUCAUGUUAGGCUGGGGGCCCCCAUUUUUUUCCCUAUAGUUACGCCACUGACCAUUGUGUAAUCAAACUCCACUUGCACACUGCUUCCCGCGACAACGCGGGCCUUAAACAUUAACUUAUUAUUAUAGUACAUUAAAUAUUUAUGACUUUAUUGUAAAUAAGAAAUAAUAUUGUACUUAAUUUUAUAGUUCUCAAGGAUCGAUGACGUCACUUCUUCCAUUUAAACUUUAAUUGUAUUUAAAAAUAACACUCAAUUUUUAUCUAAAGAGGUUUUGUUCUUCACGAUUAUGAGGGCCAUGUUGGAUUUUCAUUACUUUUUCCGUGUCACAGAUGUCGCUAGUGUGACUUGUAAAUUCGAAGUUCUGAGUGAUAGGGCAUAGAAAUUUUUUGUAAUUUUUCUAACCACGAGUUUCUCCAACUGGUAAUAAAUGUAUACGUGGCGUGCCCUACUCAAAUUCAGACGAUUUUUGAAUGAAAAUUCCACAAGGCAAUCAUACUCGUACCUCGCCUAGGUGUAUGUAUUUUUUUAAUCUGAUAUUAGACUCCAUCGAUCCUUCUUAGCUUGUUGUAGCAAGCUAGUAAAAGCAUUUGUAGAAUUAAUCAGAAAUUGUCAGUAGGUGAUUAGAUGUGAUAGGUAAUUUGCUAUUGUACACUUGCAAUACAAUAAGAAGCUGUGUUUGUAUAUAAACGUAACUCUUUCUAAUUACUAACUUGGAAGUGACUGAAAAAUGAAAAUUGUAGAAGAAUGUUAGUUAGUAAGGGACUCGUUCCUGCUUGCGGCCAGGCAAGUUGAUGGAAUACCCGCUUAGUAUAUAGCUCACAAUGACAUAGCGUGAGGAUUAAUAUAGAGUUACAAAUUCUUAGUUUCAUGGCAUCUAUGUACAUAAUUUUAAAUGUGGAAUGUAUUGUGUUGCAAGUGCAAAAUAACCCUAAUGUAUCUCAUUAAGUUGAUGUAAAAUGACUUGUCUACGAUAUUGAAAAGACUUUCAUUUUUAUUAUUUACUUUUUUAUUGUUUAUGGUAGGUGCAAAUAUAGCGUAGGCGUUUGGUAGUGAUAUUGGCUGGUCAAAAGAUUGAAUACACAAAUAAAGUAUACAAUAUUUGCAUUUACCAUGUAAAAGAUAAAAUCGGCGUUGUAAAUAAAAAAAAAGAAUUUUAUUUUUUGUUAUUGAUUGUACUUCUUUAUUUUUGUGUUGAGACGAGACGACGUAUUUCCGUUAAUAUAAUUAUAAACAAAUAAUAAAGAUUUUUCUGAUAAAUCUUA